AGGCGGGCUGCGGCCGGCACCGCUCGCAGCGUCGUUGCCAGGAGUCGGUGGAGCCUUCAGCUGCCGUUCGUUAGGGGAGCUGCAAGUUCUGGUGAAGCCCCAGCCUCCGCAAUUGCGAAGGCCCUUCGGAAGCCCUGCAGGUGUGCACGGCAUACACGCUGCAUUUAUUGUAGAAUAAACCGAAGUUGAGCGUGAAUUUGGAACAAGCCUGAGCAGUCUCAGAGACGUGUAUAUGGGAGAGCCUGGUUGCCAGAAAAAAAAAUAAAUGUGGUCUAGGAUUAGCUGCGCUGCAGUCGUUGCAUGUUGCAGAAUUCUCAACAUCUGGAACCGGUCUGUGCCUGUGCUUCAUUGCCUGUUCAAGGAGAGCUGCAAAACAUUGAGUCUGUCAGAAGGAACGGGCUUGGGAAGUGCUAUGAAAAAGCGUUCUUCAGAGCCUCUUUAAAUCUACCACAAAAAAUGUUGCUGAUAGAGAAUACAGCUCCUUCCUUGCUUAAAAGAAACAUUGGAGCCAAAAGUUUAUGAUUUGUUGAAGGACGACUUAAAAAAAAAAAAAAAAGUAGAUGGAUUAAAAUACAUACUACUAACCAAGUAUUACCUUGGUAGCAAGCCAUUUGUUAUUGUAAUAGCAGAAGGUACAAAAGCCCUUUUGCCCUCCUUUCCCUCCCCACUUCUUAAAGGUCUGGCUAUAUGGGUAUAGCGAGUCUCAUGCUGUCAGUUGGGGGUUUUUUAUAUUGACAGUGGCUUUUCAAAGCAUACAUCUCAAAGUUGUCAGAUGUCCAGAAAAUGCGGGCAGUAACUGUUCAGGAUUACAUAACGGGCAUUUAUGGAAUUUGCACACAAAAUAAAAGUUUGUGAUCAUUGCUUGUAAGAUCUUACUGAUUUAAAGUGUAUGUAUCAUAAAUAUGCCCCCUUGUUUUAUUUAUCCAACACAAUACUUUUGAUGAUCUUGGCUAUCUCCAGUUUGCCUUCUAGUAACUUUUUUUCUGUAUUCAGAAAUGGCUACAUACCUGUAACUGCUUUCAUAGUAAUUUGACUUCUAGAGUCAAAAUUUAGGGACUAUUUGUAUUGGGGUUUCUAAUUGUUGCAUGAAGUUUUGUUCAUGCAUCAAUAGCUGUUUUGUUUUUAUGUUUUUAAUCACUUCCACACAGGCAAGCAAUUGUGAGGAAGACAAUUUGAGAACUGGGGACAAAGGUGGCCCUUGGACCUCAGUUUCACAACUGCUUUCUUUGGAUAUUUGCUCAAAUAAGAGGCCUCUGGUUAUUUUUUUUUUUUCUAUGAAAUGCUAAAUACGCAGUUCCAAUAAUUUCCCUGCUGCACCAUGCUAAGCAUUGAGAAUAGGUUUGUAGUGUUAUCGAUGUUAGCAUGUGUGUAUAUAUACAUACAUAUAAAUCAAUUGCUUUUAAUUUUGAUGUUCAAAUCAUCCACUCCUUCAAGUGGUUUUCUAUUCAUCUUGUUGUGAAUGUGAGGUAAAAAUAAAUCCUUUUUAAUUUUUGUUGGACAAAAGUCUGAAUUAGUGAAAAAUUUCCUGCAACGAGUGUAGGGGUUUAAUGUGUCGCUGAUGGAUGCAAAUGACGGGAUUGUGUCCUGCGAUGCUUUGGGAGCGCUUGCCUGACAGACAGGAGUUUUACUCUUGGUUUUGCUGUGGAUGUUUAGUGCUCGGAGUAGAGUGUGGCCUCUCUGCCUGCAGGGGGGCAGUAAUGACACUGGCGUCCAUCAUAGCGUUCUGAUAUCUGCUGAUGAAAGGGUGCAAGAACUGAGUUUUCUGGUAGUUACGUUUCAGCCUGUACUGACUGGCUUCAGUUUCUGAGGAGACGGGGGGUUUCCUGCAGCUUUAUGAGGUAACGUAAAGAAGAUUUAAUUUGUUGUGUAGUCUCCACUACUGUAACAGAGUCUGUAUUUUAGUCUAAAAUAGAUUGAAGCAGACUCAUUUUCAAAGCUGUUUUCUGAUGAAUAAUAGAACAUAUGCCCCUUUUAUUGUAUGCUUUACUACAGAUAAUUCACUAUUUCAAGUUUUGGAUUUCCUGUCUAUAUUUCCUUUGAUGGGGCACUUUUUUUAGCUUAGUUCAAACUUUCCCAAAACUUAACACACCUUGUGAAUUAAAUCUCUGGAGAGUGAUGUGUGAAUGGUUAACAUUUGGAGGCAUGAGGAUUUGAAAUCCUAUUUUGUUAAGAAAGAAGCUAGUUGCUUUCAUAGCUGUUUAUUUUUGAGAGAUGGUCAUUUUCAUAACUUCUGUAUUACUCUGUUACUAGACUACUAGAAAGUUAGCUUAGUUCUCGUUUAGGGUUUUUUUUUUAUAGCUUUUGAAUCAGAAAUCAGCUCUGCUGUAGACUACUCAAAAUGGUACUUAACAGAAGUAUGGGCAAGGAGCUUAUAUGUAAACAUAGGCUUGUGAUAGCAGUUUUUAAUCAUACUGGCAGUUUUAUUUACGUGUUAGAGGCGAACCUAACAGAAUGAUGUGCUGAACUGAGCUGGAAAGGGGUUUGAGAUCACUGUAGAUGUAAAAGAUGCCAUAAAUAAAGUGCGUUUUAUCCUAUUGGAGAAGCUGCAAACAAAAUGAAACUUCACGCUGCAGCAGAAGUAUUAACAGAAUUUUCUGUUGUGCUGUAGCACCUCUUAGGAUCUGCAUAUCAACUCUUCCUUAAACUUCCACCUGAGUCCAUGGCAUUCUGAGAUACCAGCAUUUCAUGUUGUCUAAGUUUAAAUAUAUCUGAGUGAGUUUUAAAGUGAAGAUUGUUGUUUGAUUUAUUCUUCUCUGGUUAGUAAUGCUUCUAGAAUGCAGCUUUGUAAUUCUCUGGAAAGCAAGAGUUCACAAAGGAAGAGUACGAAUAAGAGUGAUUUAGGAGGUGAUCUUUCCUGACAUGACAAAUACUUGAGCAGUAGGUCCAUGCUUGCUUAGUGUUCCAUUCAAGGGAAGUUUUGAAAGAAAACGGAUGAAACUACCACUUUACAUGGUCAAACAGAUACUUGCAAUUUUACCACCAAUCUUAAAGCCUACUACUUUGUUUCAUUCAUUUCUUUGGGCUUAGUUAACAGUCAUGUGCUUGUGAAUUACUGCUACAAGAUCCUAUCCAGGUCACCAAAUUCAGAAAGAGUAGAGUUUUCAGCUGCUAUGAUUUAUGUGAUGAAGGUUAUGCUAAAGAACUUUUAAAUGUUAGUUCCAUUUAGUACAGUCAAAGUUUAGAAAAAUGUAGUUAGUGGACAAAGACUUCUUUUAUACAGCCCUCCCUUGAGUAUCAAGUGGAAACACUCCCCCAAUCUUCCUUUCUGUGGUUUAAAGUUGUUUUAAAUUUAUAAUUAUAUAUAUAUCUAUGUAUGCCUGUGAUUUUAGUGCAUAAAUUACCAGAAGAAGUGUGUCAUUAGGUAUAUUUUCUGUUACCAGGAGAAUGCCUCUGGCAGUGUGUUGUACAGACCACAAAAUAGACUGCACAGAUGAGCUGAAAAUAUACAAGGCUCUAAUUUUAUUAUUGAUUGUGUGUGAUUCUGGAAAAAACUGUAGUGUGAUUGAUUUUUAUAUCUAUAAAAACCAGUAGUAUCUGAUUAUCUCACUUGAGAUAAAUAUAAAACAAUGUAGUCUCCUUCAGCAUCUUUAAAAGCUGGGGAGUUCUCAAGAAAAUGGCUGCUUGAAUUUAGGAAGAAUUGGUGCAAAAACCAACGCUACGCAUUUACGUAGUGCUGCUUAUAUUAUUAUAAGCGUGUUGUAGUUCUGCACCAAAUUAUCUCAAUUGCUGGGAGAGUAGCUUUUUCUUCUUCUGUUUUUUUUUUUUUUUUAAAUGACUGCAAUAAUAGAAUCUGUUUUCUAGCUGUAGAGAAGCUUACCGUGCUUUGGGGGCCAGAUCUUCAGUGGGGCGGCAGUGCUGUCUGUCACGCUAUGUGAGGCCACCCAAGGGCACUACAUGCCAACUUUUAAAAGAGAAUAUAAUACUUCACUGUUAUGAGAGGUAUGAACCAGUAAAAGAUCGCAUGAUGAGUUUUUUCCCUGUUUUCAAGCUGAUUAAGAGAAGACUGUCUUAGAAGUGCCCCUAGACGGUGACAUAUCUGACUGCAGUUUCUCUUUGGCACAGCACUAAUUAUUGUGGCUGCUGUAAUCUGAAGACCAAGGCAAAUAUAAGCUGAAAGGAGUGAGAAUGAUAAAGAUUUUUGCCCUAAAACUUCCAUGAUUGCAGCUGACGGGGCUACAUUCCUAGGCUAAAAUUCUCUUGAAUGAUGGUACAUUUUUGCAACCAUGUCUUGAGUUCUCACAGGUGAUGCAGUAAAUACCGAGUCCUACAAACUGCAAGGGAAGAGUGCACUGAUUCUGCUUUUUGUCCGUGUCCGUAUUCUGAGCAGUAAUGUAUGGAGUAUCCGUUCCUGUGUUAUGGAGCACUUUUUUUUGUUUUAGUCUUGAUUUUCAUUACCAUCCUCAUCACUUUCUCUUUAUUUCCGUUUUCAGACACGUGCUGCAGCAGUAAUGAUUUGUAAUGUGUGUUUUGUCCCAAAGAACCCACGCCGCUGACCUAACUAAAGAAAACGCGAGGGAUCUUUUCUCACCCCUUUGUGUGAGUUAAAAUGAGCGUAAUUUUACCAUUCACCUGUCUCUGGGAAUGGCGAAUCACACACCAGUGGGUGAAUGAAGUUCAACAGGUGCAGCCUUAGAAGCAGAAACUAAUACGACGUUGGCAGACACACAGCUUCGUGUUGUAGUUACACGAUGCUUCCCUGGUGCUACUGUAUGAUGUCAGUAAAAUUAAAUACCAAAUGUGUUUUGUCACCAUCUAUUCUUGUUUUUUUAAGUGAAAUAAGAGCUUUCAUAGAAGGUAAUUUUUAAAGUAAGUUUCUUCUGAAAUCUAAAGAGAAAUGUUAAACGCGUAUCACUCUCAUGUUCGCAGGUUACUCCAAUGAACGCUUUUGUUUGAAGACACAGGGCAGCGAUCCACUACUAGUAAAUUCGUACUGUGGUCUAUGUUUGCUGUAUAAGACCCUGAUGAAUAAAUGUAAUGCAGAUGCAAAGAGAAUUGAUAUGAUCUUUUGAGUGUGACUGGAUCAUCUCCUACAGAAAUAGACAGGAGGCUCAGCGCAGAGCACUGCUAAGACUUAGUGAACUUGGUGUCCAGUUCUGGCCUGUGCUUUAACACUAGGAAGCCUUCAGCCAAUUUCUUGGAUACAUAGUAUGUAUGGCAACCAUAAACGCCUUGAUCUAAGCUAGGACCUGUUCAUAGACAGGUUCCGAGAGGUGGACUUAAAUUUUACAGGACGUUAGCCUAACAUUGCGCUAUCCCACAGUCAGGGGUGGAAGCUAAAGCAAGGCAAAAUGCAUUACUUGUUAAUAAUGAGAGUACCCAACAUUGCUAUGAGUUGUCUUAGUUCUCACUACUGCCCCAAAUGCCUGAGUCUGUACAAUACAAAUACAAUUGUCUCCAUGCUGAACUACUACGAUGAGGUUUUGGACCUAAAGAACACGGAUUACUUCCGUAUGUGCUGAAAUAUCAUAGAAGGUACUGGACAUUACUUCUGGCUACACACUAAUUUUUUUUUUCUUCACCUCUGCUAAUUCUAUAAAGAAUUGUUAUGUGAAUUAAAGUAGUUAACAUUCUCAUUGCUCUGGGAAGCAAAGCUUCCUUAUGACUGGUUAACUGUAGAGAUAAUUUUUCCCUGUAGAGCAUAUGGUGGGUGUGCCCAAAGUUAAUCUGUGUUUUAGAGUACCUUUCUGCUUCAGUUUAAUGCUACUUGCCUCACCCCAAAAGAGGAGAGGUUAGGGAGACAUUUCAACUUGGAGAAAGCUGUUAAAAAACUCGGGGGUUUCUUACUAGCCUUUUCAAACUGUAGUGAUCUUCUGGGACUGUUUCGGAAAUACUUCAACCAUAAAUCACACUGUCUUGAAAGAGCUACUGGCCCGCCAGCGUUGAUGAAUAAUGCGGUAUUGUUAUGGUACCAUACCCCGCUGAACUGUAUUUUGGUUAGUUCUGCUGGAAUUUGAUUAUGGAACUGCUAACUUCAUUCUGUAUACAAAUAACUUAAAACUCUUUCUUGUGCAUGGGAAUAUAAAGAUUACUUUUCUGGACUAAUGCUAGCGGUGACAGUUUGUAUUUUAAUAUUUUGUCUAGGACCAAGUUGUUCUCCAUUUCAGUGAGUAAGAGCCCUUAGGGGCAAGGACAAAGGCCACUUUGUAUAUAUAUGCCAAACUUUCUGCACAUUCUAGACACAAAAUAAGGAGUAAUUUCUAAGGGGAUUUGACUGAGGCUUGACCAAGAUCUGAUUCCUAAGCUCAGGGAUCCAAAACGAUACAGGAAUGACAAAUUAUUGCUGCUGGGGGCUGGUCUCAUAGUUUGUACACAGUCCUCAACUUACAUAAUUUGUCAAUUUAUGUCACUUCAGGUCAGCAAAAGCUCUUCCUCCACUUAGCAAAGAGAAGUUUACUUAGGAAUGUCCUGAUGUUGCAUCUGUGCAGAGCUCACAAGCCCCACAAAUUAAAGGUAGUGACCUGUGUUGGGUUUGUCAGGAAGCCUGCUGCCCUGCCACAUGAGAGGGAAGUUGACAAACGCGUAUCCUAGCUGCUGAGACUUCUGUCUUCCCAAUGGACUGGAUGCAUCUGCCAGGGACUUGAAUAGUGAUUCACUGCACAGCAUGCAGGGAUGCUCAGAAUAACAAGGUUAAUCUUGCCGCUGAAGUACUCCACUGUUAGAUUGAGUCUUGUUUGUUUGUUGUAAUGUUUGAUUUCUGACCUGUGUCUGAUUUGCAUCAGCUCACAAGCUCUGAAUCGUUUUGUAGCUUUGUUCACUGAAUAAAAGAACUGUCCCGCCAAAGCUAUCUUUCUAUAGACGCCUGGGAUCAUAUCACAUCACUUCCGUUAACCACCUUUUAGUCCUUAUUUCCCUCAUCAGAUGUAAGAGCAUAUAAAAUGACUUUUCCCCUCCUUUUAGGGAACAACUGUAGAAACUCAAAUGAAAUCUGGUUUACCCAUUUUAAUCUAUGACACACUGGUAGCUUACAGAGCAUGUUUAGCAACCCUGAUAACCUCAUUUGAAUGCUCUGCGAGAGUGACCGUUUCCUAAAUGAGACGUAAUGUUAGUCAAGUCAGGGAGCUAGCUGUCUUGUUUCUCUGCUGAACAGAGGUUCCAUUUGUGAAGAUUAUGAAUGUUAGUUUUAAGUGACAGUCAGCUGAUAGAUCUCCAGUUCUUCCUUGCAGGCUUUUAAUCAUAUUCCUACCUAUUGAUUUUGUUUUUAGAGUGCCUGAAUUUUCAUAAUUUGAUUUAAAUUGUUCAUGUGUCCCAUUACAGCAUGUAACAUAAGACAUAAAUAGAAAAAAAAAAUCCACUAGUAUGUUGUGAUACAUUGGACAUGCUUCCUGCAUCAGAAGUCAAUGGAUGAUGUUGAGAUCUGUUUGUUCAAUUGGAAAAGCAGAUUACUCUUUACAUCAGUAGAAAUGGACAGCAGCAGUUUCAUUCAGUUUGAUGUGCCCGAGUACAGCAACACUGUUCUGAGCCAGUUAAAUGAACUCCGCUUGCAAGGAAAGUUAUGUGACAUAAUUGUGCACAUUCAGGGUCAGCCAUUUCGAGCCCAUAAAGCUGUUUUAGCUGCCAGUUCUCCGUAUUUCCGUGACCAUUCAGCAUUAAGCACCAUGAGUGGCUUAUCAAUAUCAGUUAUUAAAAAUCCCAAUGUUUUUGAACAGUUGCUUUCUUUUUGUUACACUGGAAGGAUGUCCUUACAGCUGAAGGAUGUUGUUAGCUUUCUAACUGCAGCUAGCUUCCUACAGAUGCAGUGCGUCAUUGAUAAAUGCACACAGAUACUGGAGAGUAUUCAUUCAAAGAUCAGUGUUGGUGAUGUUGACUCCGUCACUGUUGGUGCUGAAGAAAAUUCAGAAAACCGCAAUGGAGUUAAAGACAGCAGCUACUUUGCCAAUCCUAUUGAGAUAUCUCCCCCCUAUUGCUCUCAGGUGCGACAGUCAACAGCAGGCAGCGAUCUUAGGAUGGAAACUACUCCAGGCAAAACUCUACGUAGUCGUCUGCAAGAAGAAGGGCAUUCAGAUCGAGGAAGCAGUGGGAGUAUCUCUGAAUAUGAGAUUCAGAUUGAAGGUGAUCAUGAGCAAGGAGACCUGAUAGUAAGGGAAAGUCAGAUUGCAGAGGUGAAAGUUAAAAUGGAAAAGUCUGACAGGCCAAGCUGCUCUGAUAGCUCUUCCCUUGGUGAUGAUGGAUAUCAUACUGAAAUGGUGGAUGGAGAGCAAGUGGUGGCGGUAAAUGUUGGUUCAUAUGGGUCUGUCUUACAACAUGUUUAUUCGUUUACCCAUGCCUCAUCACAGGCUACAGGUGUGUCUGAAACCUUCGGAAGCUUGAGCAAUACAAGUCCUUCAAGGUCAAUGCUGAGCUGUUUCAGAGGGGGUCGUGCACGCCAAAAACGGGUAUCUGCUGGUCACCUGCAUAGUGAUGUUCAGGGCUUGGUGCAAGGGGCUGACAGUGAAUCCAUGGUGAGUAACCCCGGAUAUGAAAAUAGUCCACGGGAGAGAAAUGCAAGAGGUCAUUGGUAUCCAUACAGUGAGAGGCUAAUUUGUAUUUACUGUGGAAAGUCUUUCAACCAGAAAGGGAGCCUUGAUCGACACAUGCGAUUGCACAUGGGAAUAACUCCCUUCGUGUGCAAGUUUUGUGGGAAGAAAUACACCCGCAAGGACCAACUUGAGUAUCAUAUUCGUGGUCACACAGAUGACAAGCCCUUUCGCUGUGAGAUCUGUGGAAAAUGUUUUCCUUUCCAGGGUACACUAAACCAGCAUUUGCGAAAAAAUCACCCUGGGGUAACAGAAGUAAGAAACAGGGUAGAGUCUCCAGACAGAACAGAAGCAUUUGUGGAACAAAAAGUAGAUAAUGAUGCUUCAGCUUCUGAAGCUAUGGAUUCUAGUAUGGAAAUUCAUGCAAUGUCUAACACAUCUGAUUAAGAUAUUACAUUCUAAGUGCAACACAAACAAGCACAUCACUAAUGUAUUUUUUAAAAUCUUUUAUUCUUUUAGUAAUCUUCAGUACAAGUAUAACAGCCUUUUAAUUUUCCCGAGCUUCUGGAAAUCAGUUUGAAAUGGUUUCUGGAGAAGACUACAUAAGUAUUCUUUGUUGUUGAAGGAGGCUGGGUUGUUUGGUUUUGUUUUGUUUUGUUUUUUUACUUUUGAAGAUGCUCAAAAUAUAAAAGACAGCGUGCUGGGGAAAGCAUAGGAAGAGUCUGCUGAAGUGUCCCUACUGGUUGAUCUGGCAAGAAACAAAUUCCAGUGGAGAAAGGUAUUAGAAUAAGAUUGGCAGCUCUGCUGGAUACACCAAGAAGCUGUAAUCUCCCUUAUUUUAUUUCUUAAAUCCUGUUGCUGGUCAUGAGUUACACAGCAGUGGGGAGAGAGAAUAUUACAGCUUUGAUUCCUUCGGUGUGUCAUGAUGAAAUCUGUUUGCUUUUACUAACUGUUUUUGGUAGUUAGUCUGUUUAUAUAUAUAAAAUUUGCUUUAUAUAUAUAAAAUGCUUUCACUUUUCCUAUUCUGGUUGAGGUGAAUGUAAAAGUAUGUCAAGGUUUAUACCAUGUACUGCUCUUUCAACUGCUAGGUCUCCUCUCUGCUUAGGAUUUAGGACUUCAGACUUUGGGAGGAUGGUUUUGGUUUUAAAAGAAUGUUGUUUGGUUUUCAUUUUAUUAAGCUAUUACUUUGUGUGCAAAAGUGAGCAAAGUGAAUUACCUUGUUUCAAUAGCUUUGCUUUAUAACAUAUGUAAACCAAAUGCCAUAAACCUAUAAAAUUAUGGUUAAAUUGUUGAGGGGUUUUGUUAGUUGUCCAGAACGCAAGCUGGACAACCUGUGGUGCUGACCUUUUUAUAUAUAUAAAGAUAGAUAUAUCUAUAUAUAUAUUAAAAAAAAAAAUUAGCAAACCUAAAAGUAGCAUUGUGGUUUUAAGUGUGUUUUUACUGGCCUCAGAAUCUACCUUCAUUUCGUACUGUAGAACCAUACCAGGUAAUUAAAUUUAACUUCAUCGCUCUUCAUGGUUGGUUAAAACCUGAGAGAGAUGUCGUAGUUUAAACUACAGUAUUUCCAAGCAGUGUUUAAUAGGUCUCUUCGCAGAGAGCUGCUUUCAGGUGCACAUUGACUUCCUACUUAAAGCUCCAAGUGACAUGUCAGCACUUGGAAUUUGUACUUUUUUUUGUAUUAAAGAAACAAAUACUCUAUGGGAAUUUCGAGCAAUAUGUCUGUUAUUUCAUGUGUGAGUAUUACAGAGUUGCUAUGGCUUCCCUAUUUUUAGUGGUUGUUUUCUGCAUAAAGGAACUACCAACAACUUUAAAAAUACUCUAAAUCUUUUUGUUUCACCAAAUUUUUUUUUAAUAUGGUGCUAACUUCAUCAUUUAGGUCAGUACAAUAUAUAAAAUGUGAAACCUAAUGGUAACAGUUAAGCAAAA
Egretta garzetta (little egret) is the source of this 10379-nucleotide messenger RNA. It is a transcript of the gene ZBTB34, whose product is annotated as zinc finger and BTB domain containing 34. Bases 7338 to 8900 code for a protein of 520 amino acids. Gene Ontology annotation, molecular function: RNA polymerase II cis-regulatory region sequence-specific DNA binding; DNA-binding transcription factor activity, RNA polymerase II-specific; protein binding. The record is from RefSeq and is a predicted model, not a curated record. Gene Ontology annotation, biological process: regulation of transcription by RNA polymerase II. The transcript has 2 exons. Lineage: Eukaryota; Metazoa; Chordata; Aves; Pelecaniformes; Ardeidae.